Molecule: messenger RNA, 2964 nt
Organism: Plasmodium malariae
Lineage: Eukaryota; Apicomplexa; Aconoidasida; Haemosporida; Plasmodiidae
Product: conserved Plasmodium protein, unknown function
Exons: 1
Coding region: 1-2964 (987 amino acids)
Biological process (GO): tRNA processing
Molecular function (GO): ligase activity, forming carbon-nitrogen bonds; ATP binding
Source: RefSeq, a predicted model, not a curated record
AUGCAUCUCGUUUUACUUUUAUACAUCUUAUAUAUUAUUUGUCAUGAGUACUUAACAAAAUGUAUAUAUUUAAAAAAUGCACCAAAAAUAGACUUAAACUUUUUAAGAGUACAUUUUGAUAGCAUAAAAAGAAAACGACUUAAUAAGAAUGUUAAUUUAAAAAUAGAGAAACAGAUUAACGAUAUUGUGUUGGGACAAAUAGAUGAAAGGGGAAAAAGAAAAACGCUGUUAACCAAACAUGAAUGCACAGGAAAGGAAGACGAUGAUGAUAGUGAAAGGGGGGAAAGGAGGGAUAUACGAAGAAAACUUUUUCUGAAAAAUAUUUGCUCAUUAAUAAAUGAUGAAAAUGACGAAAAGACGAAGGAGCUAGAGGAAUUGAAAAUAAACUACAGCAGUUUGAUAAGUCCAAGGAUUAGCAGUGUUAGCAGUGUUGGCAGUGUUGGCAAUGUUGGCAAUGUUGGCAGUGUUGGUAGUGUUGACAAUGUUGGCAGCACAGAUGACGGUUCUGCGUUUGCUACCCCGCGCAAGGACUUAAUACAGGGAAUAAACGUAGAAAACCAAGAAGAGAUACAACUCGUGGAAGCCUACUGGUUGUGCACACUGAGGAACAAAUAUUUUUUUUCAUUUUUAAAAAAUAAAAAAAAUUUACUAUUCAGUGUAAGUGCAGGUGUAGAUUCACUGUGUCUUCUUUAUUCCUUCCUUUUUGUUAUUUACAAAAUUAUAAUAACGUAUGCACACAAAGAUAGCGACAGUUAUACAUCUUUAAUGAACAGAAUAAACAGUGCAUAUACCUACACUCAUGUAGAUAUUAGCAAAUUAAUUUACAGAAAUAAAUCUGAGCAUGUUCAUUUUUUUGCCUCCAUUUUAAAAAACAUUACUGUUCUUUAUUGCAAUCAUAAGACAAGAGAUGAAUGCAAGACAGAAAGGAAAUUUUUAAAAAAUAUUUGCAAGAUUUACAAUUUGAAAUUUAGAACGAAAAUAUUAACAAGUAGUAGUUUGAGGAAGAUGAGGAAGAAAAAUGAAAGUCAGGGCGUUAAUAAAAAUAUGAACAAUUUUUUACUGUUAGCAAGGACCUGGCGAAGGAAUUCGUAUGUGGAGCUAACCAGGCAGAUAUGCAAAGAGGAGAAGAGUGGUUCGGAUGAUGAAGCGGUAGAAGUGGCAAAAGAGAUGGUUAAAUCUGUAGAAGGGAUGGCUGGUCAAGUGGUGGGUGACCGAGUGAGGGGAAGGAUUUUCCAAAUGGUGAAUGCCCUCCCCUGUACAUUGGGCAUAAGGCACAACUAUACGUACAAAAAGUACACGUCAGCUAUAGACACAUACAUAAGGAUUAGUUGUAAGAAAAAUAUUAUGAACAUAUUGUUAAGAAGCCAAAGUAUGAAUGAGAAGAAUUUUCAUUCCUUAGACAGUACUAUUUGGAAUGUUUUGAAAAAAAUUAAAUCUCUAGUAUUUAUAGGUCAUCAUAAAAAUGAUAGCAAUGAAACUGUGUUGUUUCAAUUUUUUAGAGGAAUAUUUAUUAAAAAUAUAAGGGGUAUAACAUACCUAACAUAUUUUAAAAACUGUUUCUUAUACAGACCUUUUGUUAAAUUAAAUAAAAUAAGCCUUUUUAACUACAUGAGAUCUAUAAAUAAAAGUUGGAUGUUCGAUCGAUCAAAUGAAAAGAUUCAUAUUUCAAGAAAUUUUCUUAGACAUGUUGUAAUACCGAACAUAUCUUUCGUAUUAAAGGAUAAAGGGGGUGUGAAAAGUAGAUUAGACACCUUUUCACCAAGCGUUGAUGGUAGUACGCCUACUUUUUCAUCUCUUUAUAUGAACAACGAUACGAUAUUAUCUGCGUCUGAUCAAAGAUAUAGUGAAGAGAAAAAAAAAAAAAAAAUGAACAUAAAUGGAGAUCAUAACGUGAAUAACGUGAAUUGCACGAGCAGCAUGAAUAGCUCGAGCAGCAUGAAUAGUUCGAGCAGCAUGAAUAGCUCGAGCAGCAUGAAUAACAACGUAAAUGUAUCUGACAAAAAUUCCGAAAUGAGAGGGUGCCAUGUGUACAUGUACCCCUCUUUAGAUAAGCGAAUAAAAAAUUUGGUAUCUCAAGCAAAGAAUUUAGAAGAACAUGUGCAUUAUCAUAAUAACAUAUUUAAUGCAUACCUAAAAAAUAAAUAUUACGAUUCUGUAAGUAGAAGUACUACUGGAGAUAAUAUCUUUAUUAAUGAGUAUACAAAAAUGCAGAAUAGUUUGUAUGACUCCUUCUUUUUAGAAAAAACAAGAAACGAUUUAAUUACAAUCAAUAAAAUCAUGUAUCAAAAUAAUGUUUAUUUAAAAAUUUUUAACUUUCUUGAGUUUUUACUUUUACCUUCAAAAUUUAUUCAAAUGGAAAUACUAUAUAAUAUCGUAAAAAAGUAUGCAAGUGGCUCUUUUAGUUAUAGGCACAUUGAACGGGUUUACAAUACGCUGUUUUUAUUUGUACGCCAGAAUUAUUUAUAUGGGCAUGCUCAAAUGUGUAAAGAUGGUGUCAAUAUGAAUAACGAAUAUAAGUUAAAACAAAACGAGCAUUUCGCAAAGAAGAGCAAUAGUGAGGAUAUGCAAACUGUGAUAUACGCAACUCCACAGCAGACGCAAUUGAAUCGAAAGAAUGACAUGAAGCAGAAAUUCAUAACUAUAGAUCUAAACGCCCGAAAUAAAAUUCUCGUUAAUAAUAAUUUUUUCCGGAUUAUUAACAUUCCCAGUAAAGAGAAGGAAGAUGUAGAGGGAAACAUGGAAAAAAAAAAUGUACCACAUGAAAUUAGACAGAAAAGUUCCAUUAUAUAUAUUCAUGAUAACAUAUCAGCAACGAUUACCCGUAUAUAUAGAAAAGAUAUUAUUAAUGCAAAGGCAGAGAUACAAAAAAAAAAAAAAAAAAAAAAAAAAAACAUACCUACUUAUUCAUUCGAAAGAGAAAAAAAAAAAAGAAAGAGAAGUUUCACAUACAUAUUCGCUAUUUAA